Messenger RNA from Purpureocillium takamizusanense, 1290 nucleotides. RefSeq lists its product as uncharacterized. Bases 1 to 1290 code for a protein of 429 amino acids. The transcript is spliced from 4 exons. The record is from RefSeq and is a predicted model, not a curated record. Lineage: Eukaryota; Fungi; Ascomycota; Sordariomycetes; Hypocreales; Ophiocordycipitaceae.
AUGCUGCUCCCAAAGCAAUUCGCAUGUGGUCUGAGACCUGCCAUGGGAGGCAUCAUACUCCUGACCUUACUCGUGUCCGUCGCGUACUAUCUGUACAACACGUCCUGGCAGGCGGUCGUCUCUCUGCGAACGGGCUCGUCGUCGUCGUCGUGGUGGCCGCACAGGCUCACGUCGCUGGGCGAGCCGCACGACAGCACGCCGGGGAGGAAACCCCCCGGAAUCGGCGUCAGCGGGCUGGUGUUUUACGGCCGCAGAGACAGGGCGGCGUGCCUGCGAUGUUACUUGGACCGAAACCUGGUGGACAACGGCGGCUGGCUGGAGGAGGUGCUCUUCCUGGUCAACACGGACGACGAAAAGGACUUGGAAUACCUGGAGGAAAUCAUCGCGAGCAACCCGCAGCGCUAUAAGAAGCUAAUAGUCCCCGGCGAGAAGCUGUGGAUCUAUUCCCUCUACAAGGCAUGGCAGCGUCUAGAGCGCGGUAGGUACUACGUCAAGGUCGACGAUGAUAUCGUAUGGAUCGCGGACGAUGCGAUUCCUCGUAUCGUCAGUCGCAAGAUGCAACAUCCCCACGAUUUCGCCGUUUCGGCCAACAUCAUCAACAACCCGCCGCUCGGGUUCAUGCAUCACCACCUCGGGGCGCUCCAUCCGUACUUUCCCGACAUCAAGGCGCCCAAGGAUGACGAGAACAACAACAAGAACAGCGACAGCAACAGCGGCAACAAAAAAACCAGCGGCGACGCCAAUCUCGCUUCGUGGCGGCCGUCGCGAGACCCCCCCUGGGACGGCCCAUCCGACUACACCUGGCCGCUCGACAGGGCCCCGCCGCACAAGAACCACCGGUGGCUGCGCGUGCGCAACGAGACCAUGAUGGGGCAGACGCCCGCGGCCUCGCUCACGUACGAGGUCUGGGGCCCGAGCUACGAGAGCUGGGCCAUCGCGGCGCAGAUGCACUACUCGCUGCUGGAGAACAUGGAGGGGGGCGACGACGGCCUGGACGCGUACAAGUUCCACCCGCCGUGGGACAUGGGCGGCGAGCGCAUCCGCAUCAACCUGAUUUGCGUCUACGGCGACGACAUCCUCGACACGAACCCGGCCAACUGGACGGAGGGCAGGAGCGACGAGGACAUGCUUGCCAUUGACCUGCCCAAGAGGCUACGCCGCCCCGUCAUCGUCGUGGGGGAAGCCCUGGCUGCUCAUUACCAGUACGGCGACCAGCGCAACUUGUCGGACACGGAUGUCCUGGCGCGAUACCAAAGCCUUGCGAAGGAUCGGGCCUGCCUGUCAAAAUGA